This is a messenger RNA of Zalophus californianus (California sea lion), 8873 nucleotides long. It is a transcript of the gene CALN1, whose product is annotated as calneuron 1. The transcript is spliced from 8 exons. Bases 770 to 1555 code for a protein of 261 amino acids. The record is from RefSeq and is a predicted model, not a curated record. NCBI's taxonomy places the organism in Eukaryota, Metazoa, Chordata, Mammalia, Carnivora, Otariidae. Gene Ontology annotation, molecular function: calcium ion binding.
AGGCAAUCUCCCCUGUGUCUGGCACGACUUCAGUGGGCUCCAAGGGGCCAGGCCGGGCUGGCUCUGGGGUGCGGCUCCCCGGCUGUGUGGACACUGCAAAUCUGUCUUCUCAUCCCGGCUAACAACAUAGGGACCACUUUGACAGCUCCAGGGAAAGGAUUUGGGACCACCUCCAGGAACAUAGGCACUGUCCAUCCAGCUCCACGUCUGGAGAGGGUGCCCCUGAUGCCACCCACACCCUGGGAAUCCAGCCUCCCUCCCUGGUCUGGGAGACAGCCUGUGAAGACAUUGGCACUGCACCGGGUGGGCAGGGCCGAGGUCCACAGCCCUGUGCCUUCGAGUUCAAACCGCGCAGCCCGAGCCCCCCGCAUCGCCGGCUGCCCUUUCGCACCUUCAUCUCGGCGGUUCCUCGCCGGAGUGAGAGGUCUGCAGGAAGCUGUUCCGGCAGCUUGAGCAGUGGCUGGAGCGGCAGCAACGGCAGCAGGAAGAACAGCACCGGCACCCUCCAAAUUGGGACUCUAGCCCUUUAAAUCUGCUCAGUUACCAAAAAAGAAGAGGCAUCAGACCCUGUUAAUUAAAGCUCGCCCUGGUCCAUCAUUCUGAGGAGCUGCAGGGCUCUGCUCCUUCCUGAUGGCUUAGAGAUUCUCCUAAACUCCCAGCCAUGGAUCUUGGAGCAUUUCCCCCGAGAUCAGCAGGAGAGUGUGUGUCUCCGUUGAAGUUCCCUUGAUGUGCUCACAAAUCUCUCUGAAAACAUCGCUCUGGACCUCCGAUGCGGCUGCCCGAGCAACCUGGAGAGAGGAAGCCUGAGAAUGAGGAAAAGGGGGGCAGAGGAGCCCCCGGAGGGGGAGAGGAGCCGCCGAGGAGCCAGGCCCCCGACUUCCCCACUUGGGAAAAGAUGCCUUUCCACCACGUGACCGCUGGCUUGUUGUACAAGGGGAAUUACCUGAACCGAUCCCUGUCUGCCGGCAGUGACAGUGAGCAGCUUGCUAACAUCUCCGUGGAGGAGCUAGACGAGAUCCGAGAGGCCUUUCGGGUUCUGGACCGAGAUGGGAAUGGCUUCAUCUCCAAGCAGGAGCUAGGAAUGGCCAUGCGUUCUUUGGGGUACAUGCCGAGUGAGGUGGAGCUGGCCAUCAUCAUGCAGCGCCUGGACAUGGACGGGGACGGCCAGGUGGACUUUGAUGAAUUCAUGACAAUUCUUGGCCCCAAACUGGUGUCUUCAGAAGGUCGCGAUGGUUUUCUUGGGAACACAAUAGAUAGCAUAUUCUGGCAGUUCGACAUGCAGAGGAUAACUCUGGAGGAGUUGAAGCAUAUCCUCUACCACGCCUUCCGGGACCAUUUAACGAUGAAGGACAUUGAGAACAUCAUCAUCAAUGAGGAGGAGAGCCUGCAGGAGACGUCGGAGAACUGCCAAACGGAGUUUGAAGGAGUGCAUUCCCAGAAGCAGAACAGACAGACCUGCGUCCGCAAGAGCCUCAUAUGCGCCUUCGCCAUGGCCUUCAUCAUAAGCGUCAUGCUGAUCGCGGCCAACCAGAUCCUCCGGAGCGGCAUGGAGUAGCCCCUCCCCCCGCCGCCGCGUCCCCGGCUCACCGUGCAUGUGCAUGCCCUGCGGGCCGACGCUGUUCCUCCGAAAGCAGACACGGACAAUGCAGACAGGGCACAGUGGAGUGAAGAACCCAAGGCUGCGGUGCAACGGGUGUUGCCAAUCCACUUCAUCUCCUUGGCAGGGACACAAAAGGGCUGUCUUAAAUGCUUUAAUGGUUUUGUUUCCUAAUGCAAUAAAAUAGCCAGGAGUUCCCAAGGACUGCGUCAGUCACCCCCAGGAACUCGGAAGAGAGACUUCAUUCUCAUCUCGGACUUUUCCAGUGGCCAUCCAGGCUGGUGGUGUAAGAGAGCAAGAGGGAGGCGUGGACGUGCAGUCAUUUCCAUGCCCCGUUGUCUCAACCCCCCCGGGGUCAGCUGAAGACUCCCGGCUGAGGGAACCCUCAGUCCCCAGAGGCUGACUUCCGGCUUGCUCCCGAAGAGGGGGCCUUCCAUCCCACCCUGGCUUCCUUCCUCCACCCAGUGGAGCCCGUCCCCUCCCCCCAAGGCGUGAGGGGAAAGCCAUCGAAUGGGGUGCAGUGCCUGGUGGUGUGCAGGUGGCACCCCUCGCUUCCAUUCUUACUGCCUUUUCUACAGGACUCUUGUUGGCAGAGUUGGGGAGCUCUCAGUUUCCGUCGGCACUUGGCUUUCUGUUCCUAGAGCCCAUCGCGCACCAGCAUUUUGGAAUCUGCAGAGAGCCUUUCUCCCAGCUUUGCCCCCUGUGCUGCCAUUAGUGAAAAAAGAAGCAUACUCGUGGACAUCUCUACAACCUAGACACAUAGACAGACGUAUGCAUUGGGCUUCUUCAUGUGUGACGUCAUUCUUUCCUACUCGCUUACUCCUGAUAUAAGCUUGUCCUCCGACACGCAUCCCUGCCUCCUUUGGGUGGGCCAGGUAGUUUCAGGGCGGGGAGGGGGUGCAGGGAGGGACCGAGACCAGUGGGGAGGUGGUGUUGCAGCCCAGCCCACCCCCCAGCCGUCAGAGGAGUCCUGGAGCCUGAACCCACCCAUCCAUGCCAGAAGACCCCUGUAAGUUCAGGUCCUUGAGCAUCUUUUCUUCUUCUCGUCCUAAAAUAUGCUUUGUUAGUCUUCCCCAGAUAAAAAGAGAAAUACAAUCCACAGUGGAAAGAUGGAAGGAUCAAGAGACUAUUUUACAUAACACCUUCCAGCACUCAGAUUCUACAACUGACUCAUUUUCAUGAGGAAACAAAAAGAUGUGAAUCAGCUUAGCCAGCACGACAGGUGAUUCGCUCCUGCCUGCAGAAUACUUCUGCUGGGGAAGGGACCUGGAUCCCGUGGUCCGUGUUCAACACCAUUUCAAGUCUGUAAUUUCCCGACUUCUCCCAGAGGCCCUGUCAGCCACCAUUAUUGAUUCGAGCUUGCAUAGUCUGAUUAGCCGAUAAUCUUUCGAUGUGAUGUUUUCCUUUGUACUUUUCCAAGCUCGGGUCUUCAGUUCUGUAAGGGAAUUGUCUUGCUCCUUUCUCUCCAUUGCAUCCUGAAGCUACAUGCUUUUCCCGCUCCCUCUUCUCCUUUCUUCCAGUACUGAGGUGCCAGAAUCUUUCCUCUCUAGGUUUUGCGGUGUGGUGUGUGUCCCUGGUCCCCUCUCCCAGACCCCCACCCCCACCCCGCCUCAGUUUUCUCCCUUACUGCCUUCUCUGACUCGUCCUUUUAGGGUCUUUUUCCGGUUCACCUCUGCAAGCGCUUCAGGCAACAGCCAGGGGGCAGCUGUAGAAACUUCCCCACUGUGGGAGACUGCAAAUAUUCAUGAUGAGCACAAGUAAAACUAGGGUUUGAGCCAUAGUCCGGAGGAUGGAGCAGGUGUAAGCUCCUAAGAGCCCCGGGGGCUGAGGGUCCCCCUGGGAAAAUGCCUGGAGUCCCGCACAUCCAGGCCAAGGAAGGCAGCAGCCUGCCUGUCCCUCUCGCCCACCCUGCCCUGCCACGGUACACACUGUUCAUCUGCCUCUUCUCUCUCUCCCCCUGCCCGACUCACCAUGGUCCUCAGGAUCGGCUUCCAGAAUGAGGACAGGUCCGAACACAGAGCACUAACACAUAAGUCAACUUCGUCAUUAGUUUUUGCCCAAAGCAGCUUAUCUCCCCCGACCCCCCAACUGGACUUGGACGGGAAGGACCCCGUGAACCACUAGACCAUGUCCUCCUGGGGAGCCAAAGCAGAUUGAAUAAAGACCCCAAGGGAUGACUUCUAAAGGAGCCUGCCCCGUGAGAAGGGAUUGCGAUGCUUCUUCAAAGGCUGGCUCUCUGCAAGUUCUUCUGCCUCUCACCGGAGAACGGGGUCCCCGAAGGAUGUGAGACUUAGAAGAGAUUUUAGCCACGAGGCAGGGGCAGGGAUUAAAAGGAGCUCUAGAGAGGCAGCGACAACCUGUUCAAGGCCUCAGCAUCCUCUCCCUGAAGAGGACCCUUUUCCCCUCCCAGUGACCAGUAAGCAAGCCCAUCCUACCCAAAAGGGAUUCGAGGAGCAUGCAUCCCUUGUGAGGAGAGAGGACAACAUGGAAGCUCUAGAACUCUCUUGGGUGGGUUAGAGUUGACCUCCCGCCACGGUGGCCUCCACACGUGUGGCACCCAGGGGCUGAAGUGUGGGGAGAUAGCCCAAAGGUAGUUGCAUUCCUGAGACUUUGGGAGCUAAGAACUCGUCUCUGUGACGUGGCCCCUUGGCUGCUUUGCCUGGACAGUCUGUCAAAGGUGUUGGGAUUCUUUGUAAGGCUUAAGAGGUUAACUUUCGGCAGGUCCCGUCCAUACCAGAGGUACUUCGGGUCCUCGCCACAGCUACUUAUGAUGCUCACAGAUAAAGCAUGGCUCAUUCUUGCUGUAAGAACCGGUGUGCCCCCAGACCACACAAGCGAUGAUCGGGGAGGUAUUUUGCUAGGGGGACAAGGCAUGUAGACCCUGAUCCCCUUGGCUUCACAGCAAGCUGUCUCCUAUCACUCCAGACGCAGACAGAGCCCCCAGACAGGACCCAGCAUGGGAACUAUUAGAAGUGGCUUCCAGAAUGUGCGUGGGUCCCAUGUGACCAAUCUGUAAAAGAAAAGGGGGGGGAUUAUGUUGCUAUGGCAACCCUUGCAUUCCACCCCGAGUUUGCCAAGGCACACAAAAAUAGGGAACAUUUUCUUAAAGAACACUUGGGCUCUGCCUGAUUGCAACCUGACUCCCCGCAUCCACAUCCCACUGGUGGAGUAAAUUACACUCCAAAAAUCUGGCGGUUUCUCUGCCUUUUCUUGUGUUUUGAAACCACCCUUCCAUUUGCUCAGGAGAACAGGAACUACCUGAGAGCCGGGUGGUAUUCUGCCCACCCCACCUACUCUCCCCCUUCCCAGGGCCCGGAGCAAAGACCCCUUCAUCUGGGCAAAAAGGCAGAAAUGUCGUUUGGAAGGCAAAAAAUAUUUUAAGCUUCAAUCUUUAAAAGCAUCUGUUUGCCUGUUGAGACGCUCUCCCACAAGCCAGAAAUGUGAACUGAAGUGAACUGAGGUUUACAUGUGGUCUUAGGCAAGCCCAGAGGCUUCAGAACUUUCUAGGUGUUUUAUUUGCAGAGAACAAGAUGUGCACCACGAGAUGUGUUCUUUCCCGAUACCCGUUCCUGCCUCCAAUUUCACAUGACAAAUGGUCUAUCUUGUGGUUAGCGAAAAGAACCGAGUGAAAGAUGGCAAGCUCCUUUUGACAGUGAUGCCCCUCCCAUCCUCCCCUCUACAGAAUCAUAAAGUGAUAUAUCUAAGAACGGGGAGGGAGAAAUUUCUCUUUUAUUCCCAAAUGCCUUCUCUAGGCUUUAGUCCAGACUCAGGUUAUAAAUCAAAGAGAGUUUUGCUCUUAACUCGUAGCUGGCAGCCUCCCCGGGACCAUGACAGAAGAGUAAGGGGGUGACCGCCAAGCACAGGUCCUUGGGUUGGCUGGCCUGGCCAUGUGUGGCUGCAUGUCAUGAAACCCCGUUCCAUGAUGCCAUUGCCCUCCAUCCCUGCGGAAGCUGCUGAGCUCUGCUUCUCCCAGCUGGAGGUCCCAAACCAUACUGCGUCAAUCUACUUCACUAUUUCUCUGAAAGCCCAUAGCGAUAGUAUUAUUCACCCUGCUCCAUGGAGAUGUAGGGAGAUCUGGAACCCCACUGCGAGGAGGGGUCCCUUUUCUGAUAGUGCCAUGACAAUACAGGCGGGCCGAGCCUAGACUUCCAGACUGUGGCAUACACUGGUCGUAUUCCCAGGAUGACUGUCCGGAGAACAGCUGUCUGCUUUGAGCUGAGAUCGGAACUUUCCCAUUGGCCUCUUCGGUGAUCCUCACAGGGCUAAGGGUCCAUAACUUAAAGGCAUUACCAUAACCAUCUUCCCCCACCACCUCAUUGCUCAACUGUCCCAAAGCGCGGGGGGCGGGGGGGGGGGGGAAGAAACCAUCAGAAAUAGAAAAGUAACAUUAUUCACCAGCUAGGGUUUUCAACUUGAAUUAUUUAAAGUGAUGGAGAAGUAGAGGAGGAUUCGGGCUGCCCCUUGUGGACCCUGUCUCCACGACAAUUUAAAUGUCAGAACCGUUCAGCUUCACUUCAUACUUCCUUUGACUAAGUCACUCAGGGGACAGUCCUUAGUCAUGUGGCCUUGCCAUAGACACUUGGUUUGGGGAGGAAUAAGGUCAAAUGCACAAACCAGCCAAACAUUUCUUAGUAGCCUGUGCUCAUUGCUCAUGCGCAUGGCCAUGGUUUCUACUUUAUAUCGGUUUGGGACCCUCUUUUAUAUGGUCUCGAGGAACAUGAUAACAAAGCUCAGAAAGUCUUCAUGACAAAACUAAUUUGAUUCCGUUGGCUUGAAAUAAUAGCCACCAAGAAUCAGGUGUCGCCAGUCCCACGAAAGGCAGUCCUCUGAAACCGGAAAAGACUUGCCCAGCCCCUGCCCCCUGCCCCUACUUCCGGUGACUUAUCGGUUGAACAUCCACCUCUUUUCCUUGAGCGUGAUGGGUUGGCUGUCAGAACCGUGCUUCUCACAAUGUUAGAAGUUACUGUCCACGAGAAAGUGUUGCAGAGGCUGGAAUUUCCCAGUGGAGUGGAAGAGCAGGCUAAUUAGGAAGGAAUAUUCCAGGGAAUGAAAAAUUCAAGUGUGCUGUUUCUCCAUUGCUGGACUUGUAAGAGCAAAAGGAAAACUGUAAAGGGCUGCAGAGGCUGGCCUCCGGACGUUUUCCCUGUGUCUGGCCUACUUUGGUAACAUAGAAGGGACUGAGGGCCACGGGGUUGCUGCCCAUCAACCCAAUCCUUCUGACAUGUGGGGCAAGCAUCAAGAGGAGGCUGGUGGGUAGCUCACCUCUCCUUGGGGGAUGCGGACAUCUGCCGAGCUCAAAAUGCGUCUCCCAGGGUUUUCUGUCUGGGCUCAGACCCGUUGAAUUAGGCCAGGAGAGCAGAGCUUAGAACCAGAAAUACGGGAGCACGAUCAUGUGCAGGACCCCACGUGUUGCUGCCACCCACCAGCCUGAUGAUUUUGAGUGACGUUUGCUUCCUGGCCAUGGGUUUCUCAUCUCUAAAGCAAGAGGAAAGGUAAACCAGGAGAGCCCCCCCCCCCCGCCCCGUGACUCUGUUUGUCUGAAACGAGUCAAAACGAUGCCUAGACUUGAGAGGGUCCCUAUUCCCCCAUGAAUGGUGUCAGGGACUGGCAGUUCUUUUUACACGGCAGCUCCCAAGAGGCAGUUGUAAUAAAGUAUCUCUUUUGGUGUCCAUUGUCUGUAGAUGAAACGAUGCAAAUUGAUUUAUGUCAAAUGUGUGGUGUCUUGCAAGUAAGAGGUUUUGUUUACUCCCUAAGGUCUUGCUGACUCAAGGGAACAUCAAAGAUGGGCUUUGUGUCCUCAUCUUAGCCAGUGUGAAAAGUAAGGGGAUUUGAUCACUUUAUCGCAGAUCUCGUGCAUCAGAAUUCAGGAAUAAGUAAGGUGAAACAAAGCCAGAUCCCAGGAAAAAAUGUGUGUUUCUCCAUCUGAGAGAGCCUAACUGGAAGCUACUGAAUAAAGAGCACAAAUCCCAGACCAACUGACUUUCCUUCCUUCCUUCUUUCCUUCCUUCCUUCCUUCCUUCCUUCCUUCCUUCCUUCCUUCCUUCCUUCCUUCCUUCCUUCCUUCCUUCCUUCCUUCCUUUUUUUCUGGCCAUUCCUGUAUAUGUGAUAGUGGUUUAUAAUUAUUCGUAACACUGCAGAAGGAAGAGAGUCACUGUCUCAUGAUUGUCAGGAAUAACAUUAGCAGUCUGGGGAGACCAGCCACUGCGAUCGUCUUUUGAAGACUGAGGGAUGCUGAGCACAGACGCCUGGUUUAGAUGCACCCCAACCCUGAUGAGGGGUGGAGGGCAGGACGAGUGGCUGCUGGACCCGUAAAAGUCCCCAGUCCUUCUGCCCCAUGACAACAUAACAUCCUAGGUCUCUGUCCCUUUUCUUCUUCCUAAAGUAGACUGAGGCUUUUAUACAAGCUUGUUUUUAUACAAGUCCUACAGUUCUUCCCCGGAAAGACCCAGAUUGGUCAGGAAAGGGUCCUCAGCUCCUGGUAGAAAUUUGCUCCUGGCAAGCCAGUAUCUCCCAGCACUCCUAAGGAAAAUCAACUCAUAUUCUUCCUUUCUGACCUGGAAAUCUGGUUUCAGGGGUCCUUGAAAGGUUUCUUAGUGGGGUUUGAUUUUUUUUCCCCCAAUUCUGAAUCCAGGAAGAAGCUCUUUCUCCAAGGACUAACCAAAGACAAUGCCCUUGGAUGGAAAUCAGAUCCAGAAAGUCUGGUCAGGCAGUGGGCUGGCGAACUGUCAUCUGUUGAGGAUUGGGGGUGGGGGUGGGGGCUCAGUGAGCCUAGGAGUCAUUAGACUUAAGACGUGACUUGUUUCUCAAAGCACAGUAUAGUUAGUGGCUGGAUGCAGACGAGAGCACAGCUGAGGACUGUUAGGACCAGUAUGCCUGGAGCCUGGCAGCUCUCAUAUCCAGAAUGGGCCACUAAGACUGAAAUCCUGGGUCACAGUCUUCCCAUUUACCUCAUUCAUGUUCCUUUUUUUUUUUUUCCAUUCAGUAUUAGGUGAUGAUUUCUGCUAUUAAGUGAUGAGAGAGUCAGCAGACUAGUCAAAAGAAAAUCUUUAUAUAAAAUGUAAAUAUUAAUAUAAAUUAACUUGGCAUGCAACUUACUAACCCAAUGAAAUAUAUAUUAUUAAUAUGUUCUCUUAGUGUAUAAAGGAAAACUGACUGCCAUAUUUACCAGAUGUUUUCUGUAACCAAACUCGUCUGUAAAUAUAUAAUCUGUAUAAAAAAAAGAGUCUAAUUUACCAUUAUUUAUGCAAUAGAAAAAAAUAAAAGUUUUUUUUUUUCU